UUCUGCUCCCAGUUUUGGGGGGUCGUUAUAGGUUUGCUGACGACCAAACUCAAAGCGGUCUGGACUCCAUGUCGCUGCAGGCCAGUAUCUUUGACGGAAUGUCUGGAGCACAACCGACUGAAGCCUCUUCCCCAGAUGAAAGCUACUUUUCAGGAAUCUCUGAAGAAGACCUAUGUGGAAGUCAGCCCCUGGAUCUGGUAUUUAUAAUAGACAGCUCCCGCAGUGUUCGACUACAUGAGUUUGAAAAAGUGAAAGUUUUCUUGUCCAAUAUGAUUGACACUUUGGAUGUGAGAGAACGGUCAACCCAUGUGGCCGUGGUGAAUUAUGCAAGCACAGUCAAGAUCGAGUUUGAUCUUCAAACCUACUUCGACAAGGUUUCUAUGAAGGAAGCAGUAGCCCACAUCAGUCCAUUAUCUGCCGGUACCAUGACUGGUCUGGCCAUCCAGACUGCCAUGGAAGAGAUUUUUGCCAAAGAAGGAGGAGCAAGAGACUCUUCCCUUGACAUUCCCAAGGUGGCAAUAAUUGUGACUGAUGGUCGUCCUCAGGAUCAGGUGGAAGAGGUGGCAUCCCGGGCUCGCGCUUCCGGAAUUGAGAUUUAUGCAGUCGGGGUUGGCCGAGCAGACAUGCAGUCCUUAAGGCUCUUGGCUAGUGAGCCUGUGGAUGAGCACAUUUCUUAUGUGGAGACAUACGACUUGAUUGAAAAGUUGGCUUUUACAUUUCGGGAAGCAUUCUGUGCUGUGGAUGCCUGUGUCCAUGGAAACCAUGACUGUGAGCAAAUCUGUGAGGCGAAUGACAGGUCCUGGCACUGCAGCUGCUACGAAGGCUACACCUUGAACCUGGAUGAGAAAACGUGCUCACGUAAGGCUCUGAGCUUCUGUGCACCCAGAAUGCACAACUGCGAUCAGAUCUGUGUGUCUACCAACGACUCCUGGCAUUGUGAGUGCUACGAAGGGUACACACUGAAUCCUGAUAACAGGACAUGCUCAAGAAGGGAGCCUUGUGCACCCGGAGCCCAUAACUGCCAACAGAUCUGUAUGCCCACCAACGGCUCCUGGCACUGUGAGUGCUAUGAAGGGUAUAUCUUGAAUGCAGACAAAAGAACAUGCUCAGCUAGAGACUCCAGGGGUAUCUGUACAACUGGAACCCAUGACUGUGAUCAGAUCUGCGUUGCCAGCACUGACUCUUGGCACUGUAGCUGCUAUGAAGGAUACUCCUUGAAUCCAGAUAAGAGGACCUGCUCAGGUAAAGACCCGCACAUUCCUCACUUACAGAUGGCUGUGCGCCUGGAACCCAUGAUUGCCAACAGAUCUGUGUGCCUAGUGGCCAUUCCCAUCGUUGUGAGUGCUAUGAAGGAUUUGCUCUGA
Messenger RNA from Pogona vitticeps (central bearded dragon), 1364 nucleotides. Lineage: Eukaryota; Metazoa; Chordata; Lepidosauria; Squamata; Agamidae. The record is from RefSeq and is a predicted model, not a curated record.